Messenger RNA from Eublepharis macularius, 5275 nucleotides. It is a transcript of the gene TOP2A, whose product is annotated as DNA topoisomerase II alpha. NCBI's taxonomy places the organism in Eukaryota, Metazoa, Chordata, Lepidosauria, Squamata, Eublepharidae. The transcript has 35 exons. Bases 170 to 4807 code for a protein of 1545 amino acids. The record is from RefSeq and is a predicted model, not a curated record. Gene Ontology annotation, biological process: sister chromatid segregation; apoptotic chromosome condensation; DNA topological change. Gene Ontology annotation, molecular function: DNA binding; ATP binding; DNA topoisomerase type II (double strand cut, ATP-hydrolyzing) activity. Gene Ontology annotation, cellular component: nucleus.
CCGCUUUGUUAGCCGGCGGGUCUGGUCUGGCUCAGAAAGACAGUUCGUCAAGCCGCUGUUGAGCACUUUUGUACUCAUUAAGUCCUUAUUGUCUUCCCCACCCCGCCGCAUUAUCAGUUCUCCUCAGGGAACCCUCAUUUCCUCCACCCACCAUUCUCAGAACCCCGUCAUGGAUCUGGACAGCCCCCUUCCCCCGCUAAAGCCAGUGGAUGGAAAUCCCAAUGUGGAUAAGAUCAAGAAUAAGAAUGCCAAAAGGCUUUCUGUUGAAAGAAUCUACCAGAAGAAAACACAGCUGGAGCAUAUAUUGCUCCGGCCUGAUACAUACAUUGGCUCUGUGGAACAAGUAACACAGCAAAUGUGGGUGUUUGAUGAAGGCGUUGGACUGAACUUCAGGGAUGUUACCUUUGUACCUGGUCUCUAUAAAAUUUUUGAUGAAAUCCUAGUUAAUGCUGCCGAUAACAAGCAAAGAGAUAAGAGCAUGUCAUGUAUCAAAAUUACGAUUAAUCCGGAAAAUAAUAUGAUUUCUGUGUGGAACAAUGGAAAAGGGAUUCCUGUUGUAGAGCACAAAAUAGAAAAAGUCUAUGUGCCGGCUCUUAUUUUUGGACAGCUGUUAACCUCCAGCAACUAUGACGACGAUGAAAAGAAAGUCACAGGUGGGCGAAAUGGUUAUGGAGCUAAACUCUGCAACAUCUUCAGUACCAGAUUUACAGUGGAAACUGCAUGCAAAGAAUACCACAAGCUCUUUAAGCAGACGUGGACUGACAACAUGACUAAGGCAGGGCAGAUGACACUGAAAUUUUUUGAUGAGGAGGACUUUACAUGCAUCACUUUCCAGCCAGAUCUGUCAAAAUUUAAAAUGACGGUCCUGGACAAAGACAUUGUGGCCCUCAUGACUCGUAGAGCCUAUGACGUGGCAGGAGCUGCUAAAGAUGUCAAAGUCUUCUUGAACGGAAAGAAACUACCAGUCAAAGGAUUCCGUAGCUAUGUAGAUCUAUAUCUAAAGGACAAGAUGGAUGAAACAGGCAACCCGCUGAAAGUUAUCCAUGAGGAAGUGAACAACCGGUGGGAAGUGUGCCUGACACAGAGUGAAAGGGGCUUUCAGCAAGUUAGCUUUGUCAAUAGCAUUGCUACAACAAAGGGUGGUAGACAUGUGGACUACGUCGCUGACCAGGUUGUCAGUAAGCUCAUUGAGGUGGUGAAGAAGAAGAACAAAGCUGGCGUUGGAGUGAAGCCCUUUCAGGUGAAGAAUCAUAUCUGGAUCUUCAUAAACGCCUUGGUUGAAAAUCCAACUUUCGAUUCUCAGACAAAGGAAAAUAUGACACUUCAAGCAAAGAGCUUUGGCUCCACGUGCAAGCUGAGUGAAAAGUUUAUCAAAGGGGUAGUUGGUUGCGGCAUAGUAGAGAACAUCUUGAACUGGGUGAACUUCAAAGCUCAGACACAACUCAACAAGAAGUGUUCUGCGGUGAAACAUACUAGGAUUAAAGGAAUUCCUAAACUGGAUGAUGCCAACGAUGCUGGGGGUAAGAACUCCAUCAACUGUACACUUAUUCUGACGGAAGGAGAUUCGGCCAAAACGCUUGCAGUUUCUGGCCUUGGAAUUGUGGGCAGGGACAAAUAUGGAGUAUUUCCCUUGCGUGGAAAGCUUCUCAAUGUCCGGGAUGCUUCUCAUAAACAGAUAAUGGAGAAUGCUGAAAUUAACAACCUUAUCAAGAUUGUUGGUCUGCAGUAUAAGAAGAAUUAUGAUGAUGCAGAAUCACUUAAGACCCUGCGAUAUGGAAAGAUAAUGAUCAUGACAGAUCAGGAUCAAGACGGCUCUCAUAUCAAAGGCUUGUUGAUUAACUUCAUACACCAUAACUGGCCUUCUCUACUAAAGCAUUGCUUCUUAGAAGAAUUCAUUACUCCCAUUGUAAAGGCUUCCAAGAAUAAAGAAGAGCUUGCUUUCUAUAGUAUUCCAGAAUUUGAAGAGUGGAAAACCAACGUUCCUAGCCACAAAAGCUGGAAAAUCAAGUACUACAAAGGUCUGGGUACCAGCACAUCAAAAGAGGCAAAAGAGUACUUUGCAGAGAUGGCAAGGCACCGAAUACCUUUCAAAUACUCUGGCCCUGAAGAUGAUGUUGCUAUCUCCCUGGCCUUUAGCAAAAAGAAGGUGGAGGACCGAAAGGAAUGGUUGACAAACUUCAUGGAGGAUCGAAGGCAACGGAAACUACAAGGCCUACCAGAAGAUUAUUUAUAUGGAAAAAUGACCAGUUGUUUGACUUACAAUAGCUUCAUCAACAAAGAACUUAUUCUGUUCUCCAACAUGGACAAUGAGCGAUCCAUUCCUUCCUUGGUUGAUGGACUGAAACCAGGUCAGAGGAAAGUUCUGUUCACUUGCUUCAAAAGAAAUGACAAACGGGAGGUGAAGGUUGCUCAGUUGGCUGGAUCAGUAGCAGAGAUGUCUGCUUAUCAUCAUGGAGAGGUCUCCCUGAUGAUGACCAUUAUCAACUUGGCUCAAAACUUUGUGGGAAGCAACAACCUUAAUCUGCUUCAACCCAUUGGUCAGUUUGGCACCAGGCUGCAUGGUGGAAAAGACUCUGCCAGUCCUCGAUACAUCUUCACAAUGCUCAGUCCUUUAGCACGGCUGGUAUUCCCCGCAGUUGAUGACAAUGUGGUGAACUUCCUAUUUGAUGACAACCGUCGUGUUGAGCCUGAGUGGUACAUUCCAAUAAUCCCCCUGGUUCUAAUCAAUGGAGCCGAGGGCAUUGGGACAGGCUGGUCGUGCAAGGUUCCCAACUAUAACAUCCGAGAAGUGGUGAACAACAUUCGACGCUUGCUGGAUGGAGAGGAUCCGCUACCAAUGCAUCCUAGUUACAAGAAUUUUAAAGGGACAAUCGACGAACUAGGUCAGCAACAGUACCUUGUCAACGGGGAAGUAUCUAUUCUUGAUUCUACCACCAUUGAAAUUUCUGAGCUUCCUGUUCGGACAUGGACACAGGUGUAUAAAGAACAGGUUCUGGAGCCUAUGCUGAAUGGCACAGAGAAGACUCCCCCAUUAAUAACGGACUACAAAGAAUACCACACAGACACCACAGUUAAAUUCAUAGUAAAACUGAGUGAGCAAAAGCUGGCAGAAGUGGAAGCAGCUGGUGUCCACAAAGUCUUCAAGUUACAGACCUCUCUUGCCUGUACCAACAUGGUACUAUUUGACCACGUUGGCUGCCUGAAGAAAUACAAUACUGCAGAAGAUAUUCUGCGGGAAUUCUAUGAGCUCAGGCUGCGCUAUUAUGUCUUAAGAAAAGAUUGGCUUGCUGGAAUGCUCGGUGCAGAAUCUGCAAAGCUAAGCAAUCAGGCUCGCUUCAUCCUGGAGAAAAUAAAGGGCAUUAUAGUGAUUGAAAACAAGCCCAAGAAAGAAAUAAUAAAGAUCCUUGUUGAGAGGGGUUAUGAUUCUGAUCCAUUGAAGAGAUGGAAAGAGUCCCAGCAGAAGGAUAUGAAUGAGGAGACAGAAGAAGAUGGAGAGAGUGGGAAGGAAAACGAAUCAGGUGCAGCCACUGGGCCAGAUUUUAACUAUCUCCUCAACAUGCCUCUCUGGUACCUAACUAAGGAAAAAAAGGACGAACUGUGCAAGCAGCGGGAUGACAAAGAAGCUGAGCUGGAAAAUCUGAAAAGGAAGAAUCCUGACGACUUAUGGAAAGAAGACCUUGCAGCCUUUGUUGAGGCUCUUGAUGACCUAGAAGCCAAGGAAAAACAGGAGGAGAUGCUUGGAGCCACAGGCAAGCCCAUCAAAGGGAAAGGAGGGAAGGUGAAAGUAAAGAAACUGCAUUUGGAAGAAGUCAUGCCUUCGCCACAUGGCAGGAGGGUUGUCCCCCGCGUGACUGAGGAAAUGAAAAUGGAUGCAACUAAGAAAUUAAAAAGAAAAAUCAAGAGUGAAAAAACUGAGCAUGGGGAUCCAGGAGAGUCACCAGAGUCUGAAAAAGAACCAACAGAUCUUAAACAAAGAUUAACAAAGAAAUUUAAAACAGAGCUGGAUACAAAGAAACAAUCCAUUCUGCCAUUCAAGCCACUAAAAAAAGAGAAAAAAAGAAACCCAUGGUCUGAUUCAGAAUCAGAAGAGGAUAACAUAGAGCUUCUGCCUUCUAAAAACCUACCACGUCGCCAAGCAGCAGAAAAAGCAUUGCACGCAUUCAAUUCCAGUUCAGGAGAAGACUUCAGUGAUGUGGAUUGUAAACCUGAGGUUCAGGAGAUGGAUGAGGAUGUCUCUGAAGAAAACUUGAAGUUUCCUGCUGCAAAGCUAAAGGCUGAUUCUAAGGAAGCCAACAAACAGGAAGUCAAAGAACAAAGGAAAGCACCCACAGUCCAGAGUUCCAUCUCAAUUGACAUCCUGGACUCUGAUAAGCCAGCUACAUCAGCCUCUUCCUUGCCUUCUACUAGUACGGCAGGAAAACCUGCACCAAGAAAAAGAGGUCCAACCAAGAAAGUAAAAGGUGACGAUAAUCAGCCUACAAUUGUGGAUGCUUUCACCAAGGAAAAGGCAGCUCUGAAACCCAAGAAGGCAACAGCAGAUAAAGCAGCCUCCAAAAAGCCUGGGCUUUCCAGGGCCAAGACGGCCACCAAAAGGAAGCCUGCCUUUUCUUCUUCUGAGGAUUCUGAUGCUGACCUUGAAGUCGUUAAAAAGUCAACAGCACUUAAGAAGUCCAAGGCAGUGGAUGAAUCAUUCUCUAUUGAUUUGUGUUCUGAUGACGAUUUGCCUUCUGCACCUGUAGCCCGUGAAAGGCCAGGGCGGGCCAGGAAGCCCGUUCAGUAUCUGGAAGAAUCAGAGGAUGAAAUGUGAAAAUAAAACAUAUAUACAUCUUUCAGCAUUGCUUGCAUGAAGGAAACUAGGAGACUGCACAAUCGUAUGUGAAUAUGAACAUGGCUUUCUAAAACUCUUCUUUAGCAGAUGCAGGGGGCCAAGAGCUUGCCUCCCUUUUAUCCCUUUCCUUAAAAAAAUGCAAGCUGUUCUGGCAAGAGGCAUCAAAACAUGGUACUUGACUUCAGUGAUAAAAACACAGUAGGGUGACCAUGCGUGAAGGAAAGGGAAAUGUCUCUCUCCUUUAAUUUUAUUUGAAAGGUGGUGUCUGCUUUUCAAGCAAUAUGCCAAGAGUUUGCAAUAGCCAACACAAAGUUUUGCCACUGUUGUUUGUCUUUCUGUGUUGUUCUUUGUCUUUCUGUGUAAGUAUUUUCUGCAAGGUUUUGUACACUGUUCCAGCCACUGCUUUUAUACUAGUUUAAUAAACUUAUUUUCUGCUGGAGGACUAUA